Messenger RNA from Humulus lupulus (European hop), 399 nucleotides. RefSeq lists its product as uncharacterized. NCBI's taxonomy places the organism in Eukaryota, Viridiplantae, Streptophyta, Magnoliopsida, Rosales, Cannabaceae. The record is from RefSeq and is a predicted model, not a curated record. The transcript has 2 exons. Bases 1 to 399 code for a protein of 132 amino acids.
AUGGAAGAAGGUGUCGAUUUCUGUUAUAUUGGGACGAGCAGCAGCGAAAGCGGCGGCAUCAGCGGCGGAGGCAGUAGCGGCGGCAGCAGCGGCAACAGCAGCAGCGGCAGCAGCGGUGGCGGCAGCGACAGCAGCAGCAGUGCAGCAGCAGCAGCAGCGGCGGCGGCGGCAGUGGCGGCAGCAACGGCAAUAGCGGCAGAGGCGGCGGCAGUGGCAGCAGCAGCAGCGGCGGCAGCACCGGCGGCAGUAGCAGCGGCCGCGAUGGCAGAGGCAGCAGCGGCGGCGGCGGUAGCUGCGGCAGCGGCGGCAGCGGUAACGGAGGCAGCAGCAGCUGCAGCGACGGCGGCAGCAUCAGUAGUAGGAGUAGUAGUAGUAAUAAUAGUUAGUAGUGGUUUGUAG